AUGUUACUCCCCAACUCCGCGCGCCUCUCCCGCGCGCGAUUACCCAAAUGCUGCAGGACAUACAUCGACAGUCGGCGCCAUGGGACCUUGUCGCCCGCUAGCUUCCGUCCAUCUGCGGUGAUGCAGCAUAGUCGUCCCUCCCGGCAACUUCCUUUGUGCGCGGCACAGAUAGUUCCGGUACGCAGCUCGCAGGUCUAUUCUACGGCGAUACAUCCGGAAGCGAGCCGAAAAUUGACAAACCCAGUCACACAUUAUACCCCUCCCCAGACGGGCUUGAUCGCUUCUUUGCCACGUUCCUGGAUACCAUACGCGGAAUUGAUCCGACUCGAUAAACCCACGGGCACAUACUAUUUGUUCUUCCCGACGCUCUUUUCCACCCUUCUUGCUGCCCCCAUGGCCACCGGUAUAAACCCGAUGCAAGUGUUUGGAACAGCAGGGCUCUUCUUUACGGACCCUCAUGUUGAACGAACAAAAUUCCGUCCCAUUGCCAGGGGGGCCCUUUCGCCGCGACAUGCAGUGCUCUUCACCGGCACUCAAUUGCUGGCCGGACUCGGUAUACUCCUUCAAUUCCCUACCCUGUGCCUUUGGUACGGGAUUCCGAGUCUACCAAUUGUGGUUGCAUAUCCAUUAGCCAAGCGCGUCACCAACUACCCCCAAUUCGUCUUGGGCCUAGCCUUUUCGUGGGGCGCAAUUAUGGGAUUCCCAGCAUUGGGAGUGGAUCUAAUGGCCAAUCAUGAUGCCCUUCUGGCCGCAGGGGCUCUGUAUUCUAGCUGCGUGGCGUGGACUGUGCUGUACGACAUGAUAUAUGCGCAUAUGGACAUCAAGGACGACGCGGCUGCCGGGAUCAAGUCAAUCGCUCUCCGACAUGAGCAUAAUACCAAGGCAGUCCUGACUGGCUUAGCAUUGGUCCAGGUGUCCCUCCUCGGGGCCGCAGGGGUUGCCGCAGGCUGUGGCCCCGUCUUCUUCGUCGGCAGCUGUGGCAGUGCUAUUCUAUCGCUGGGGCUCAUGAUUUGGAGGGUUCAGUUGAAGAAUGUGAAGAAUUGCUGGUGGUGGUUCAAGAAUGGAUGCCUCCUGACAGGUGGCGGCAUCACCAUGGGUCUCCUCGGCGAGUAUGCCACACAGAACCUGGGUUUGUAUGAUAGCACCAGACCAGAGUCCGAGACGAUGUAA
Molecule: messenger RNA, 1170 nt
Organism: Penicillium maclennaniae
Lineage: Eukaryota; Fungi; Ascomycota; Eurotiomycetes; Eurotiales; Aspergillaceae
Product: putative para-hydroxybenzoate-polyprenyltransferase Coq2
Exons: 2
Coding region: 1-1170 (389 amino acids)
Biological process (GO): ubiquinone biosynthetic process
Cellular component (GO): mitochondrial inner membrane
Molecular function (GO): 4-hydroxybenzoate polyprenyltransferase activity
Source: RefSeq, a predicted model, not a curated record